Molecule: messenger RNA, 1946 nt
Organism: Eruca vesicaria subsp. sativa (arugula)
Lineage: Eukaryota; Viridiplantae; Streptophyta; Magnoliopsida; Brassicales; Brassicaceae
Source: the annotation of a GenBank genome assembly
CAAGUUAGGCAUAAAUCUAAACAAAAUGAUUUUUUACAAAAAAAAACAAAAAUCUGAACAAAAUGAACUUCUAGACCCUCACUAUUUACACCAAUAAAAUAAAAUAAAAAGCAAAAAUCUAACCACCCAAAAAAAAUAAAAAUAUUACAAAAGAAAGAAGAAACUUCACAUCAGCAUCAGAAUCUCCCUCUCUCCUUCUUCACAAGCCUUCUUUUUUCUUCACGUUGCCGACACUUCCUUCCUCUCUCAACAUCGCCAUGGCCUCCUACUACGUCGUCUCCAAGCUCCUUCUCCUUCUCUUAACCACCUCCAUAGCCACCGCAUUACCCGACAUCAAACCCAUCUCGGGUCCAAUAAACUCCAACUCCGUCCUCGUAGCUCUCCUCGACUCUCACUAUACCGAACUAGCCGAGCUAGUAGAGAAAGCUCUCCUUCUCCAAACCCUAGAAGAAGCAGUUGGCCGACACAACAUCACAAUCUUUGCACCACGCAACGAUGCCUUGGAACGUAACCUCGACCCUCUCUUCAAAUCCUUCUUGCUCGAACCAAGAAACCUCAAAUCAUUACAAACACUCUUGUUGUUCCACAUUCUCCCUCGUCGUGUCUCUUCUCCUCAAUGGCCUUCUCUCUCUCAUCACCACCGCACACUCUCCAACGACCGUGUCCAUCUCACCGUCGACACUCCCACCCUCCGGCUUAAAGUAGACUCCGCAGAGAUCGUCCGUCCCGAUGACGUUAUCAGACCAGAUGGUAUCAUCCAUGGCAUCGAACGUCUCCUCAUCCCUCGCUCUGUUCAAGAAGACUUCAACCGCCGCCGUAGCCUCCGGUCAAUCUCCGCCGUUUUACCGGAAGGAGCUCCCGAGGUUGAUCCAAGAACCAACCGUCUCAAGAAACCAGCUCCCGUACCUGCCGGUGCCCCUCCGGUUCUCCCAAUAUACGAUGCCAUGUCACCAGGCCCAUCUCUCGCUCCGGCUCCAGCACCAGGACCUGGAGGUCCACGUCACCAUUUCAACGGCGAGGCUCAAGUCAAAGACUUCAUCCACACUCUCUUGCAUUACGGUGGCUACAAUGAAAUGGCUGAUAUUCUCGUCAACCUAACAUCCCUAGCCACCGAGAUGGGUCGCCUUGUCUCUGAAGGCUACGUUUUAACGGUCUUGGCUCCUAACGACGAAGCCAUGGCUAAGCUCACGACUGAUCAGUUAAGCGAGCCAGGUGCUCCUGAGCAGAUUGUGUAUUACCAUAUCAUACCGGAGUAUCAAACGGAGGAGAGCAUGUACAACGCUGUUCGGAGAUUCGGUAAGGUGAAGUAUGACUCGUUGAGAUUCCCACACAAAGUGUUGGCUCAAGAAGCUGAUGGCUCUGUUAAGUUCGGACAUGGUGAAGGCUCAGCUUAUUUGUUUGACCCUGAUAUAUACACCGACGGUCGGAUCUCAGUUCAAGGUAUUGACGGAGUUUUGUUCCCGAUGGAAGAGACUCCGGCGACUGAGAUAAAACCGGCUGCUCCGGUUGUUAAAAGAGUUGCUAAAUCAAGAAGAGGUAAAUAAAUUUUUCAAUCUUGUUUACUUUUCUUUUAUAGUAAGUUUUAGAUUAUUAUGUUAAAAAAAAAUUAGAUUAUGCUUUUUUCGGUCCAUAAAAAUAUUUUUUGACAGCUAGACCUGCGUUUCAUCAUUGUUUGUGUCAUAGAUUGUCACAAAAUCAUGUCCUAAAACUUUAUGUAGAAUGAAACAUUAGUUAAAUAGAUCAGCAGCCAUGAGUUUGGUCGUUGACUGAGAGAGUAGAAGGAUGUAAACACAUGGGGAUAUGGAAUAAAGCAGAGACGUGUAGGAGUAUGGAGACAGAACAAUCUUAACAAAUUUUAUUUUUUAAUUCAAAAUAUAUGCUUCUUUUUAUUUUAAUAAUAAUUAAGAGCAUGUUUAUCCCUUGAUCCUUAAGUAGAUUUCUUAAUA